ACAAGAGCCUAAUCCACCUGGGGUAACGCCGCCGCCGCCACAGGUUCUCCAGAAUUCCUAUUAUCAGUACAACCCUAAUGGCGGCGGCGCUGCUGUUCCGACUGCAGCCUCACAAUUGGGGGCGAUGGUUCAUCAGCCGAAGAACUAGUUACAAGGGCUGGGAAGAUUUCACAAUUCAGUAAAUGUGUCCUUCGUUCCUUUAUAUAGUUCUUGUUCCUCUAAUGGUCAGGUUGGUCGAUGAUGUCCUGCUGUUGAGCGCCAUUCAUUCUAUGAGUUUUUCUUAUUCAUGAAAAAUUGAAGGCUUCAACUUUUUUCAUGAUCUUUUGGAGCACUCAAUAUCUUUUUAUUACGUAUCUGCAACAUAUUAGAUGUUGUCAAUUUCUGAAGACAUAAAUUAAAUAAGUUGGACUAUGUGGCUGCAACCCUUAAUACUUUUCUUAAUUUGCAAACACAAGGUUAUGGAAAACUAUUCUUUCCUUCUGCUUUAUUUGAUUUUUGAGAUUAUAGUUGGAGUUACUGAACUAAUUGCAUUCUGACUAAUACUUUCUGUCAGUUAAUUAAUUGCUUGGCUUUUCACUUCUUAGUUGCCCUUUUUCUUGUUGUAUGUUAGAACUUUGAAGUGUCUGUAAAGCUAAACCCUCAUUUAAGAUCUCAACAAAAUUCCUAGCUAUAGCCUAUGGCUUCUUGCAGUUCAGGGUAUUCUCGUCACUUUUCAGUAAGCACUGGGCUUUUCGAUAAUUAUGUGUUGCCAUAAGGAUCACAUUAUGCUUCUUCGACAAUUGUUUAAAAUACUUUGGUCCGAUGUGCAUCUCAUCUUGGUAGCUUGCUCCUUGCUAAUAGUUGGUUUUGAUUAUUUAUAUACACGACUAAUAUUUGUACAUCUAAAUAUAUAUUGAUGUGAAAUGUUCAUGCUUUAACAUGAUUUGAGAUGCUGAACUCCCGAGUGAUUUUCCAUUAUGUCGUACUGUUUUCCAACUUAAAAUCUUUUCUACCAUUUGUGAUUUUCGUAUUGAGCAAUUACAUCUUUUGAAAAUAUCUAUUUUUUAAUAUCAAACAUAUAGUAUUACCAUAUAUUGUCCUAUACUGUGGCUUCAGACAGUAGAAUUAAUUUUAUGGACUUCAUCAAAUAGCUAAAACAACGGGCUUUCUCUAGCUCGGUCUAUUACUUUGUUUCCUUUUGACAUUUUAUCUUCAUAUAUUAUUAACAUUACAUGUCCAUUUUUUAAAGCAUUUCUUUAUACUAGCAGUUAUUCUUCCAGGAUUCUUCCAUUUCUAUAUUUCACUUGAAAAUCUGAAUGAUAUGGUUAUACAGAUUGUGCAACCCUUGUACGGAACUGUAGGCUUUAUGGAUGGAAUGGUUCCUAGAGGAGACCCCCAAACCCAACCUGAUCCAAAACUAAAUGUCUCGAGUUAUGUAUUUGGUGUUGAUGGAUACGUCGGAGGUCAUUCUUUGCCUAUGAAUGCAACAACACCUUAUCAGGACCAUUCAGCAACUACUUAUGCUGGAAUACACUUGCAAGGAGGGCCUUUUCAACUCCUGCCACAGCCUUCUGGUGAGCCCCAUUAUGGUCAUCGAGCAAACGUCUCAGGCCGGACAAAUCGUGGUCGUGGACGCGGCAAAGGCUCUGUACAGCGGAAACAUGCAGGAGCGGCGCCUCUGCCCAUGGUACAGUCCGGUGCUUCAAGUGUUGCUCCAACACAGCCUUUGCAGGGUUCAGCUCAGUUGGUAUCUGUUUCGCCAGCUCCAAAAGUCGUGUCGUGUGAACUCUGCAAGAUUGAAUGCAAUACUCUUGAAGUUCUUCAACAGCACUUGAUUGGUAAAAAGCAUAAGAAAAAAUUGAAAGUCUUUGAAGAAUUACAAAACCUCAACAAAAAGGUGACUAGUGGACAAGCUGAUCAGGUGCCUGCUUCUGCUAUUCAAUCGAACUCCGAAGCCGUUUCAAUGCCUAACCUGGUUGAGGGGUCUGGCAAUCAGCAACCUCAACAAGAAGUUUUACCUUCUCAAGAAAGUAAUGAGGAAAGUAAAGCUGCAGGAGAGAAACGCAAGGUAGAAGAGGUGGAACAUCCCGAAGAAUCAGCCAAAAAGAUGAGGGUGGAUGGGCAUGAACGCGUAGGACGUGGGCUCAAGCAUAAACUAAGGGGUGGUAAGAGCAACAGAAUGAUGAGGCCUUCUGUUAGGUCAAACAGUUUGGUUCAGCCGCCUAAACCAAAAGAAGUUACACCCUUAGUUUGUGAAUUGUGUAAUGCGAAGUGUGAAUCUCUCGUCGUUUUUCAAAGUCAUUUGGCAGGAAAGAAGCACAAAUCAAAAGCCAAGCGCUUCAUGAGCCAAGUUGAACAAGAACUUCCCCAAGCUCAAGGACCAGCAACAAUGCAAGGAUUCGGUGCCUACCAGGUUGCAUCUGCUCAACCAGAAUCGCUUGUAGCAGUCUCCGGAGGAGCUUUAUUUCCAGCGACUAUUGCUGCAGAAGGAACAGGAAACAUGGGAUGUCCGGUUACUGGAUCGAGUGUUCUUUAUCCCAGUGCUGAAAUGGUAGGCGUCGCUGCUGGUUUUGAGCAGGCAGUUUCAUGUGGAACAACCUUAUGCGGUUCUUCAUCGGAGCAGAAUUCGUUAUUCGUAACACAGCCCCCUCCCAACUGAGCUCUCAUUUCGGAGAUUGUGGAAGCAGAUUUUGAGCUUCUGGCAUGAAUGAGGAGUGCAACUACAGCUGUUACAUCUUUUGCUAUCUGCAUAUUUUCUUGUGAUUGAAUUUUGAAUUCAAAUAACCUAAUUAGUUUCAGCAUUUUAUAUUUGAGAACAAAAUUGAGACUCUUUUUGUAUGGGUAAACUUUAUCAAACAAUGAUACUCGCAUUUUUCUGCCUAA
This is a messenger RNA of Salvia splendens (bonfire salvia), 2862 nucleotides long. RefSeq names its product zinc finger protein 385A. The coding region runs from base 1301 to 2638 and encodes 445 amino acids. Gene Ontology annotation, molecular function: nucleic acid binding; zinc ion binding. NCBI's taxonomy places the organism in Eukaryota, Viridiplantae, Streptophyta, Magnoliopsida, Lamiales, Lamiaceae. The transcript is spliced from 2 exons. The record is from RefSeq and is a predicted model, not a curated record.